Fusarium odoratissimum NRRL 54006 is the source of this 1080-nucleotide messenger RNA. RefSeq lists its product as uncharacterized. The coding region runs from base 1 to 1080 and encodes 359 amino acids. Lineage: Eukaryota; Fungi; Ascomycota; Sordariomycetes; Hypocreales; Nectriaceae. The record is from RefSeq and is a predicted model, not a curated record. The transcript has a single exon.
AUGGCACGUAUACCAUGUCUGGUGGUCGUUGUCCGGAGUUCUACCUCCGGACAACCUUCCAUUGUCAUUCGGAUUCGCACAACCGGCGCCCCUCCCAUAGAAGGAUGGGCGAAGACAGCGCCGCUGGGCAGCAACUACCUCCCCAGCUCAUUUGCUGCAGAGAUCGCUGCGCUCAAGGAGUUAGGCCCACUGGUUAUCGGCCGAGACCCUCGAUCACCCGCAGCUAUUGACGUCGUGAUGGACCGCGCCAUGAUGGCGGGCACAGCGGCCAAGGCUGUUAUCAACAUGGCUUGUUGGGAUAUCCUAGGCAAAGCUACUGGGCUGCCGACUUCCGCUUUGCUCGGGGGAUCUCUUACUAAGAACCCGCCUGGCUUUUGUGUCAUCAACUUUGGAGAUCCAGAGACGGGCGUGAAAGAUGCUCUCGCCGAAGCCGAAAAAGGAUUCAAAUUCAUGCAAAUAAAGGCUGGAGCCGUCGACCCACUUAGCGAUGCCGGACGAGUCAAGGCCAUCCGCAAAGCUCUCCCGGAGAGUGUCACUGCCUGGGCUGAUGUAAAUGCUGGUUGGAACCUGGACCAGGCAUUGACCUACGCCCGCGCCCUCGGGCAAGAUAUUACCGUUCCUCUCGAGCAGCCUUGCCGGCUAACGUCUCACUGUGCCGAGGUCGGUCGGCGUACCGAUCUCCCUAUUGUCAUGGAUGAGGGCAUCGUGAUAAUGCUCGAUCUCAUCACAGCGCAUGCGGCCGGAGUCACGGCUAUAAAUAUUAAGCCCUCUCGCGUCGGCGGGUUCACCAAGGCGCGAACCUUGAGAGAUGCUGCUAUUGCACUUGAUAUAAAGGUGAAUAUCGAUGACACAUGGGGUUGCGCUCUUACAACUGCACAAAAUAUGCAAUUAGCUGCUUCUACACCCCCUGACCGGCUGCGUGCUGUGGAUCUCUUUACCGAAUGGAUAAGCCCAAUGAUUGCGGAUGUCCCUAGGAUGCAGUCUGAUGGUCGAGUCGACUAUACCGUUCUUCCCGGCAACGGGUUCGGUUCAGUCAAUCUCGAUAUGCUCGGAGAACCCUUGUUCCAAGUUACUGGUUGA